Messenger RNA from Quercus robur (English oak), 3147 nucleotides. Its product is annotated as respiratory burst oxidase homolog protein B-like. The record is from RefSeq and is a predicted model, not a curated record. Gene Ontology annotation, cellular component: plasma membrane. Lineage: Eukaryota; Viridiplantae; Streptophyta; Magnoliopsida; Fagales; Fagaceae. Bases 327 to 2984 code for a protein of 885 amino acids. Gene Ontology annotation, molecular function: NAD(P)H oxidase H2O2-forming activity; calcium ion binding; peroxidase activity. The transcript is spliced from 13 exons.
UAGUCGAAACUGGGUUGUUGAUGUGUUUGAAAAUUGACAAUUUGACAUAUCACUAGUUUGAAGCCUAACCACUCCCACACAACCAACACACUCAUUCAACCCAGAUGCGCCCAUGGAUUUGUGUCUUUCUGACUUGUCCACCUAGCUAGUUCUUUCACAUUUAGCCACCAAUAUAAACAUUCCCACCCUCCUCAAUUUCUUAUCCAGCUUUCUCAAUCUUUCUGACAAAGUUCUAUCUUCUUCUUCUAUUCAAGACCAAACAAUCAUAUUACAUUUCUUAGAAACUCCUUACACAUUCACAGGAGCAUUGGUUUAAGAUUCUGGCCAUGGAGAUUCAAGAAAACCAAAGUGACUCAUUGUCAGAGUCUGACAGCACAAGUAGCGCAAGAGUUGGCUAUAGUGGCCCUUUAAGUGGUCCAUUAGUCUCCAACAAAAGAAACAGCAGCAAGAAGAGUGCAAGAUUCAAAGAUGAAGAAUGCUAUGUAGAAAUCACACUAGAUGUACGCGAUGACUCAGUUUCAGUGCAAAACAUCAGAGGAGGAGACUCAGAGACUGCAUAUUUUGCAAGCCAGCUUGAGAAAAGGCCUAAUUCACUUGGUUCCCAGCUCUCAUUUAAACUUAGGCAAGUAUCACAGGAGCUAAAGCGAAUGACAUCUUCGAAGAGGUUUAACAAAUUUGAUAGGACCAAGUCUGGGGCUGCUCGUGCCCUUCAAGGCCUAAAAUUCAUGAGCAAGAAUGUGGGAACUGAAGGUUGGUCCCAAGUUGAAGCUCGGUUUGAUGAAUUGGCUGUCAAUGGGACGCUUUCCAAAGCGCGGUUUGGCCAAUGUAUAGGGAUGAAAGAGUCGAGCGAGUUUGCAAGCGAAUUGUAUGAUGCAUUGGCUCGUCGAAGAGGAAUAACAUCAUCUUCCAUAACCAAAGCUGAGCUGCAUGAAUUUUGGGAACAAAUUACUGAUCAGAGCUUUGAUGCAAGACUGCAAACUUUUUUUGACAUGGUCGACAAAAAUGCUGACGGUAGAAUUACAGAAGAAGAGGUGAAAGAGAUUAUUGCCUUGAGUGCUUCUGCAAAUAAGUUGUCAAAUAUCCAAGACCAUGCCGAAGAAUAUGCUGCCUUGAUCAUUGAAGAGCUGGACCCAGACAACCUUGGAUACAUUGAGCUGUUCAACUUGGAAAUGCUACUCCUCCAAGCUCCAACAAAAUCAGCCAACAGAGGGGGUGAUAGUCGUGUUCUAAGCCAGCUACUGAGCCAAAAGCUAGUCCCAACCAAGGAGCACAACCCCAUCAAGCGGUGCUACCGGGGAGUCACCUACUUCGUCGAAGACAAUUGGAAGCGGCUUUGGAUCAUUGCCCUAUGGCUUUCAAUUUGUGCAGGCCUUUUCACUUGGAAAUUCAUUCAGUAUAAGCAUAGGGCCGUGUUUGAUGUCAUGGGCUAUUGUGUCACAACUGCUAAGGGUGCAGCCGAGACCCUUAAGUUCAACAUGGCCCUAAUUCUUCUACCCGUGUGCAGAAAUACCAUUACUUGGCUUAGAAGCAAGACCAACUUAGGAAUGGUGGUACCUUUUGAUGACAAUAUUAAUUUCCAUAAGGUAAUUGCUUUUGGAAUUGCAAUUGGAGUUGGGCUACAUGUUGGUGCACAUUUAACAUGUGACUUUCCUAGGCUACUACAUGCAACUGAUGAUGAAUACGAGCCAAUGAAGCAAUUUUUUGGUGAAAAGAGGCCGGAUGACUAUUGGUGGUUCGUGAAAGGAACCGAGGGUUGGACCGGCGUGAUUAUGGUGGUGCUUAUGGCUAUAGCAUAUAUAUUAGCCCAACCUUGGUUCCGCCGAAGCAGGCUACACCUCCCAAAAACCCUGAAGAAGCUUACAGGGUUCAAUGCCUUCUGGUACUCCCACCACUUAUUUGUUAUUGUCUAUGUCCUGUUUGUAGUGCAUGGAUACUUCCUCUACCUCUCCAAGAAAUGGUACAAAAGGACGACAUGGAUGUAUCUGGCUGUCCCAAUUAUACUCUAUGCAUGUGAACGCUUGAUUCGUGCAUUUAGGUCUGGCUAUAAAACUGUGCGGAUAUUAAAGGUUGCAGUUUACCCUGGAAAUGUGUUGGCACUGCAUAUGUCUAAACCUCAAGGCUUUAAAUACACUAGUGGACAGUAUAUAUUUGUAAAUUGUUCAGCUGUCUCUCCCUUUCAAUGGCAUCCUUUUUCAAUUACUUCAGCCCCAGGAGAUGAUUAUCUAAGCAUUCACAUACGCACAUUGGGUGACUGGACAUCACGACUCAAAACUGUUUUCUCCAAGGUAUGCCAGCCUCCUUCUAGCGACCAAAGUGGCCUUCUAAGAGCCGACAUUGGACAAGGCAAUAACAAACCAAGGAUGCCAAGACUAAAAGUAGAUGGACCCUAUGGAGCUCCUGCACAAGACUAUAAAAUGUAUGAUGUUCUACUCCUCGUUGGCCUUGGCAUUGGUGCCACCCCUUUAAUUAGCAUCGUUAAAGAUGUGCUUAAUAAUAUUAAGCAGCAAGAGGAAAUAGAUGAAGGAAUGGUAGAGAGUGGUGUAAAAUCCAAUAAGAGAAAACCUUUCGCUACCAAACGAGCUUACUUCUAUUGGGUUACUCGCGAGCAAGGCUCAUUUGAGUGGUUUAGGGGUGUGAUGAAUGAGGUAGCAGAAAAUGAUCGAAAUGGGGUAAUCGAGCUUCACAAUUAUUGCACUAGUGUUUAUGAAGAAGGAGAUGCUCGAUCGGCUUUAAUCACUAUGCUUCAAUCGCUACAACAUGCUAAAAAUGGUGUGGAUAUUGUCUCGGGCACACGGGUUAAAACCCAUUUUGCUAGACCAAAUUGGCGUAAUGUUUUUAAGCAUGUAGCCCUUAAGCACCCCAAUGAAAGAGUUGGGGUCUUUUACUGUGGUGCGCAUGGAUUGGUUGGGGAUCUAAGAAGUCUAGCUCAAGACUUUUCCAGGAAAACCUCCACCAAGUUUGAUUUCCAUAAAGAAAAUUUCUAAUUUUGUUCUUUAUCCUUUGUUUUAAUACAUGAAAAUGUAUUAUAAUUAUAGGUUAUGUGUUUAUUUUUUUGUUCAUAGGUUUAAUCCUUUGUUGGGUAUACAAGUAAUAGAAUGGUUUAUUCAUAUAGUAAUUUAUAUUUAAUUAAUUAAUCUUGAUACUUAA